AUGGAGGACUGGACGAGGGCGGCGAUGGAGUUUUCAUCGCCGGUGCUGGAGGAUCUUGUGUCGGAUCUGUCCCGCGAGGAGCAGCUACUAUUGCAGAAGCAAUUCCGCGAUCGCGAGCGCAUCUCGAAGCGGAACAACAAGUCUCCUCCGUUGCCUAGUCCGAGGUGUUCGGAGCGCUCGCGCGACGCCUUCAUCUUCCCCCACGUCCACAACGCUCUCCGCCAUUACAACGCCAGGCAUCCAGGCGCCGAGUUCGACGCCGUCAAGCCCCUGAUGCAGUGCCGCGUCGGCUUCAGGGACCAGGUCUGGUUCCACCUCAACUUCUGGGCUCGCCGCCGAAGCAGCAGCAAGGUGAUCAUCAAGCGCUUCUUCGCCGAGGUGCACUACAAGCCGGCAGCAGCACUGGCAAUGGCAACCACCACCAACUACUACUACUACUCAUCAUCAUCAUCAUCAUCAUCAUCAGCAUCAGCAGCAGCAACAGUGCCUCCUCUAUCUCAAGUAGUAAUUCCCAUCGUGGAAGUAUGCACCAUCAUCGAAGAGCCGCUUUCGCAAUACCGGAGCAGCUGCGCGUUCUGCCCCGGCAGAUUCGACAUUUUGCACCCCAAGGGCUCCAAGAAAUUCAUAUGUGGAAACGACAAGGACCGGAUAGAGCAACGCCUGCUGCACUGCAACUCCGGAGCAUGCCUGGGGAUGCCAUUCACUGGCAGCUAGCGUGC
Messenger RNA from Panicum virgatum (switchgrass), 719 nucleotides. RefSeq lists its product as uncharacterized. NCBI's taxonomy places the organism in Eukaryota, Viridiplantae, Streptophyta, Magnoliopsida, Poales, Poaceae. The record is from RefSeq and is a predicted model, not a curated record. The transcript has 2 exons. The coding region runs from base 1 to 714 and encodes 237 amino acids.